Messenger RNA from Cherax quadricarinatus, 999 nucleotides. Lineage: Eukaryota; Metazoa; Arthropoda; Malacostraca; Decapoda; Parastacidae. The record is from RefSeq and is a predicted model, not a curated record.
AGUUGUACAGUAGAUUAUAAAUGAAUCAAAAUUUGAGCAAGACAAAAGACAUAUUCAUAUAUUCGAAAAUGCUUUUUGUGAAAACAAUGAUUCAAUUAUAUUCCUGUCAACAAUGGAUAAAAGGUUCAAAGUGAUUGUUGAAGUUAUGAUGUGGGAGUACACAGGAGGAUGACAGAAACACAGCUGGAAGUGUGUGUUGAUUCUUUAGAUUCAGCAAUAGCAGCUGUUGAUGGUGGAGCAGACCGCCUGGAGUUGUGCUCAGCGCUCUCAGAAGGUGGUCUUACCCCAACUCCUGGUCUCCUUGCUGCUGUCAAAAAGCACAUUAGCAGACCUGUUGAUGUGUAUGUUGGCUUACUUUACUGUUUUAUGUUCAUGUACAUAUACAGUGGACCCCCGCAUAACGAUCACCUCCGAAUGCGACCAAUUAUGUUUUGCAUAGUGCGUCCACGAGCCGGCCCUAUGGUGUAUUCUGAAGGUGAAGUUGAGGUUAUACUAAAAGAUGCAGAGAUUUUGAAAAAUACUGGAGCAGAUGGCUUUGUAUUCGGUGCACUGAAUGCUGAUGGCUUAAUUGAUAAGAAGUUGUGUAAACAAUUUAGAGAGGCAACAUGUGAUCUUCCUUGCACAUUUCACAGAGCAUUUGACUUUCUUCCUGAUCCCCUUAGUGGACUUGAAACUGUUAUAGAACUUGGUUAUCAAAGAAUAUUAACAAGUGGGGGAAAGGCAACUGCCUUAGAAGGAAGUGAUGUUUUGGCUUCACUAGUAACAGCAGCAAGGGGACGCAUUGUGAUCAUGGCAGGAGCAGGAGUGAAAUCAAAUAAUGUUGCCAACAUCAUAGCCCUUACAGGAGUUACUCAGUGUCAUGCAUCAGCAAGAGUAUGCAGAGAGUUUAAGUUUGAGUGGACAACGGGGGGCCCAAAAAGGGUAGCGGAAAUGAUAAUGUUGUAUGGGUAGCAUGUCAGAAGAGGUGAGUGCCUUAAAAAAAGCAGUAGGAGAAAAUUG